AUGGACGAGUAUUCCAUUGACCUAGCAGAGUUAACAAAAUCCCUUGACCUUAUCAUAUUGCAAAAGACUUAUAAUGCCGCCUCAAAUAACCUCGCAUGGCCACUACUCCAACGGUACAUGAUACGACAUAUUUUCAAAAUCCUCACCACCGACUUUUCUCUCCCAUUGACCACGAUGAUUUACAACCCGUUGAUGGUGAUCCCCACCGGUAAUCCAGAUAAUGGUUUUUCAAAUACCUCUCAUGAAACCAUUGAGGGCAUGGCCACUCGGAUCUGCGAACAUUUGGAAGUACAAUUCCCGCGAUCCCCACCAUUCACCAUCUUAAGACUAGCAGAAACCUUAAUGGACCCAACGCUAUACUAUAAAGAAGACGAACCACAAAAGUUCCUUAGAUCGUUGGAGAUCUUGGUAUACGUGCAAAGCAGCGUGGCAGAGUUUCCUGAAUUGAAAAGACCUUCCGCCACAGAAAAAGUACUACUCGAAGAUGAUAACAACAGCAAUAAUAAUAAAAAUAAUAAAAAUAAUAAUGGUGAUGGUGAUGACGGGGGAAAAACUGCCAAUAGUUCUGAUCCAAUGGGGAAGAUCGAGCCCAUCAAGAUGGAACCUAUUCCUUGGAUCACAGAAACCCACUUGAAAGAAAUCGAAGAGGAUCAAGAACGGGAAAGAGAAGAAGCCCAACGAGAAUUAGAAGCUGAAGAUGCCGUGGAAGUGGAGGGUCAAGAACAAUCAGACCAGCACCAUCAGCCUGAAAAAGAAGAAGACCAAAAUAAUAGCCAUAAUAAUGAAGCUGAUGAAGAUGAUGAUGUUAAAACUCCUGAAGAUGAAAACCAAGCAACAAUGCUUGGAGAAGGAAAUGAUGGAGAUGAUAUUGGUGAAUUCUCGAAUGAUAAUGAUAAUUUGAAUACUGAUAAUCCCGAUGAUGUCAACAAUUCAUCUUCCAAGUCAGUAAUGGUUGAUGCUGAAAGCAAUGAAAGGGAAACCAUCGAAACUUCGUUAUCUGAGGACAAUAACCAAACCCUUGAAGAAUCAGAGGUAAUGGAUACUUCUGCAAACGGAUCGCUUGAAGAUAUUGAUAUGGUAGAUUGA
Saccharomycopsis crataegensis is the source of this 1086-nucleotide messenger RNA. RefSeq lists its product as uncharacterized. Gene Ontology annotation, molecular function: protein phosphatase regulator activity. Bases 1 to 1086 code for a protein of 361 amino acids. The transcript has 2 exons. Gene Ontology annotation, cellular component: cytoplasm; protein phosphatase 4 complex; nucleus. The record is from RefSeq and is a predicted model, not a curated record. NCBI's taxonomy places the organism in Eukaryota, Fungi, Ascomycota, Saccharomycetes, Ascoideales, Saccharomycopsidaceae.